UCCCAUUUCCCAACCUCCAUAACUAUAGUUUGAGACUAUAGUACUAAUUGAGCUCUAUCUCUCUCUGAGCUUCAGAUCUACUUGAAGAGAAGUGUAAAAGACCCAGAUAAACCCUUAGCUUCCAGUAACGAUCUAGGAAACAAGAAUGGCAGUGACAGAAGCAGAAAACCCUCUUCUUGGAGAGAUCACUUGUGGCACCUUACUCCAGAAGUUGCAGGAAAUAUGGGAUGAAGUUGGUGAGAGCGAUGAGGAACGAGACAAACUACUUCUCCAGAUAGAGGAAGAGUGUCUCAACGUUUACAAGCACAAGGUUGAGCUUGCCGCAAAAUCUCGCGCUGAGCUUCUUCAGACCUUGUCUGAUGCCAAUGUUGAACUCUCCAAUCUCACAACCGCUCUUGGGGACAAAAGCUACAUCGGCAUUCCAGAUAAGACUUCAGGAACGAUCAAAGAGCAGCUUUCUGCAAUAGCACCUGCGCUUGAACAGCUUUGGCAACAGAAAGAGGAAAGGAUCCGGGAGUUUUCUGAUGUGCAGUCACAGAUUCAGAAGAUCUGUGAAGAGAUCGCUGGUGGUUUGAGCAAUGGGCCUCAUGUGGUUGACGAGUCUGACUUGUCUCUGAAGAGGCUAGAUGACUACAAGAGCAAACUCCAAGAGCUCCAGAAAGAGAAGAGUGAUAGGUUGAACAAGGUGCUUGAGUUUGUGAGCACAGUGCAUGAUCUAUGCUCCGUCCUUGGUUUAGAUUUCUUGAGCAGUGUCACUGAAGUUCAUCCGAGCUUAGAUGAGGCAAAUGGUGUUCAUGCCAAGAGCAUUAGCAAUGAGACUCUUUCAAGGUUGGCUACAACUGUAUUGACUCUUAAAGAGGAUAAGAAGCAAAGACUUGAGAAGCUUCAAGAGCUAGCUACUCAGCUAACUGAACUAUGGAAUCUGAUGGACACUCCUGAUGAGGAAAGAGAGCUUUUUAACCAUGUUACCUGUUACAUUUCAGCUUCAGUUCAUGAAGUAACCGUCGCUGGUGCUCUCGCCCUUGAUCUCAUCGAGCAGGCUGAGGUGGAAGUGGAUAGGCUUGAUAAGCUGAAAGCUAGCAGGAUGAAGGAGAUUGCAUUCAAGAAACAAUCCGAGCUAGAGGAGAUAUAUGCUCGUGCUCACAUAGAGAUAAAGCCUGAGGUUGUUCGCGAGAGGAUCAUGUCAUUGAUUGACGCUGGAAACACUGAACCUGCUGAGCUGCUAGCUGAGAUGGAUAGCCAGAUAGCAAAGGCCAAGGAAGAAGCGUUUAGUAGGAAAGAGAUAUUGGACCGAGUCGAGAAAUGGAUGUCAGCUUGUGAGGAAGAGAGCUGGCUUGAAGACUAUAACCGGGAUCAGAACAGGUAUAGUGCAAGCAGAGGAGCACAUUUGAAUCUCAAGAGAGCUGAGAAAGCUAGGAUUCUUGUCAGCAAGAUUACGGCAAUGGUUGACACAUUGGUUGCUAAAACCCGGGCAUGGGAAGAGGAUAACAGUAUGUCCUUUGAGUACGAUGGUGUUCCUCUACUAGCCAUGCUAGAUGAGUACACUAUGCUUAGGCAGGAACGAGAAGAGGAGAAGCGGAGGCUGAAGGAGCAGAAGAAGCAGCAAGAACAGCCGCACACAGAGCAAGACUCAGCCUUUGGGUCAAAACCUAGCCCUGCGAGACCCGUGAGUGCCAAGAAACCGGUGGGAACACGAGCUAACGGAGGAGGAGGAGGGGCUAACGAAACGCCUAGGCGCUUAUCAAUGAACUCAAACGGAAGCAAGUCCAAAAGAGACAGUCUCAACAAGCUGACUUCGCCUUCGAAACUAGUAUCCAUCUCGAAAGAGGAAGCUGCAUCAUCUCCUCCAGUCUCUUGUCCUGACCCAGUUCCAGCUUCUUCACCAUGAUAAUAUUCUCUUGUCAUUUUGUUAGUUUGGUAUUAACUAACACUUGAGAGUAGAAUGUUGCGUAGAUUUUUACGUCUCUAUAUUAUUGAUCGACUCUUUUUUCUUCUUCUUCCAAGCCUUUGGGAGAAUGACUAUACAUUGAAGUGACCGGUUUAAUAAAGAAAAACAUUAGGGUU
This is a messenger RNA of Brassica oleracea var. oleracea, 2064 nucleotides long. Its product is annotated as 65-kDa microtubule-associated protein 2. The record is from RefSeq and is a predicted model, not a curated record. Bases 146 to 1888 code for a protein of 580 amino acids. NCBI's taxonomy places the organism in Eukaryota, Viridiplantae, Streptophyta, Magnoliopsida, Brassicales, Brassicaceae. Gene Ontology annotation, molecular function: microtubule binding. Gene Ontology annotation, biological process: cytokinesis by cell plate formation; microtubule cytoskeleton organization. Gene Ontology annotation, cellular component: spindle; cytoplasm. The transcript is spliced from 10 exons.